Rhinolophus ferrumequinum (greater horseshoe bat) is the source of this 5431-nucleotide messenger RNA. It is a transcript of the gene SPOCK2, whose product is annotated as SPARC (osteonectin), cwcv and kazal like domains proteoglycan 2. Gene Ontology annotation, molecular function: calcium ion binding; protein binding. Lineage: Eukaryota; Metazoa; Chordata; Mammalia; Chiroptera; Rhinolophidae. The record is from RefSeq and is a predicted model, not a curated record.
ACACCUGAGCCUAGCUGGCUUUGUAACCCGAGAGUUUUGUGUCUUCUCCCACUCCCAUCUUCCCCCGGGAGACGACGGCGCCCCUUCUUGCAAGCCACUCUUGGAGAGACAGCAGGGACGCCUCAGGUAUGAUGAUGUCAAACGUGAUGCUGAUGCUACAGUUACAGACGCGGCCCCUCCUGGCGCAGCCUCUCUGAAUCUCUUCCUCUCCGGGUCCAGCGCUGGGCUUUUUCAGACAAGUGCAUCUCCUAACCAGGUCACAUUUCAGCCACGACCCACUAGCCGUCUGUUACUGGAGUCAGACCGCAGGAGGAGGGCUGCUGAGGAAGACGACAGUGGUUUGCUUCGCCAGCCGCGGGGUGAGAGGAAAAGGACCAGAAAAUACUGCAGAAGUCAAGACCCCCCCACCCAGGUGGAAUCCAGACCGCGAUGCGUGCUCCGGGCUGCGGGCGGCUGGCGCUGCCGCUACUGCUCCUGACCGCGGCCGCCCUGGCCGAAGGCGACGCCAAAGGGCUCAAGGAGGGCGAGACCCCUGGUAAUUUCAUGGAGGACGAGCAAUGGCUGUCGUCCAUCUCUCAGUACAGCGGCAAGAUCAAGCACUGGAACCGCUUUCGAGACGAGGUGGAGGAUGACUACAUCAAGAGUUGGGAGGAUAAUCAGCAAGGAGAAGAAGCCCUGGACACCACCAAGGACCCCUGCCAGAAGGUGAAGUGCAGCCAUCACAAGGUGUGCAUCGCCCAGGGCUACCAGCGGGCCAUGUGCAUAAGCCGCAAGAAGCUGGAGCACAGGAUCAAGCAUCCUGCCCUGAAACUCCACGGAAACAAAGACACCGUCUGCAAGCCCUGUCACAUGGCCCAGCUUGCCUCUGUCUGUGGCUCUGAUGGUCACACUUACAGCUCAGUGUGUAAGUUGGAGCAGCAGGCGUGCCUGAGCAGCAAGCAGCUGAUGGUGAGAUGCCAGGGGCCCUGCCCAUGCCCCACGGAGCAGGCCACCACCUCCACCACUGAUGGCAAGCCAGAGACCUGCACGGGUCAGGACCUGGCCGACCUGGGGGAUCGCCUGCGGGACUGGUUCCAGCUCCUCCAUGAGAACUCCAAGCAGAACAGCUCAACCAGCAGCGGAGCCAGGCCGGCCAGUGGCCUGGACAAGAGCCUGGGGGCCAGCUGCAAGGACUCUAUCGGCUGGAUGUUCUCCAAGCUGGACACCAGUGCCGACCUCUUCCUGGACCAGACAGAGCUGGCUGCCAUCAACCUGGACAAAUACGAGGUCUGCAUCCGCCCUUUCUUCAUCUGUGACACCUACAAGGACGGCCGUGUCUCCACCGCUGAGUGGUGCUUCUGCUUCUGGAGGGAGAAACCCCCCUGCCUCAUGGAGCUGGAACGCAUCCAGAUCCAGGAAGCUGCCAAGAAGAAGCCAGGAGUCUUCAUCCCGAGCUGUGACGAGGAUGGCUACUACCGGAAGAUGCAGUGUGACCAGGGCAGUGGCGACUGCUGGUGUGUGGACCAGCUGGGCCUGGAGCUGACCGGCACCCGCAUGCAUGGGAGCCCCGACUGCGAUGACAUCGUGGGCUUCUCAGGGGACUUUGGGAGCGGUGUCGGCUGGGAGGACGAGGAAGAGAAGGAGACGGAGGAAGCGGGUGAGGAGGCUGAGGAGGAGGAGGGCGAGGCAGGCGAGGCGGACGACGGAGGCUACAUCUGGUAGACGGCCCGAAGGGGGCCGUGGCCGGCCAGGGGGCCGCGGCCAGGGGACGGGCCAGCAGAGACCUGGACAGAAGCAGACAGCUUACGAAUGGAUCCGGAAAAUACAGUUGGAAGGAUCCUGGCUCCAACGGGGAGGACUGGAAGCGUGAGUGUGCAUGGCACACAUAUGCCAUGUGUGGCCAGGAUGUACACUUGCAUGUGUGCGUGUGCGUAUGUGCGUGUAUAUGUGUGUGCGUGCGUGUGUGCGUGUGUGUACGCAUGCAUGUGUGUACAUGUGCUGACAGACGUUUUCUUGAUCCACACUGCUCCUGGCAGAGUGUCACCCAAAGGCCCCUUUGGCCUCCUUGUAAUUGUUUUCUUUCCAUUUGUUGUUGGUUUAAAAAUAUACAUGUUCACACAUAUUUACCCACUGAAAGGUCAAAACGGAUGAAAUAAGAUGCCCCCCUCGCCACGUCUCCUGGCCGCCUCCGGACCUGCCCUGAUACCCUUGUCCUGAUGGGCGACCCUCAGCUCAGCCGGCCCUGCCUCCUCCUGCCCCUGCCUGCCCUUCUUCCUCCCCUUCUGGCCUGUGGGCAUGUCCCCACCGCAGAGCGGAGGGAGGACAAGGAGCUCUGCUGGCUGGGGAUCCUCCCAAAGCUCGGCCGACUUGGCUGUGACAGCCCCACCGGCCUCCGAUGAGAUGGGCGCGGACACCCACCACAGCUAGCCCUGCCCUGGGCUGGACUCCCCAGCACUAGAAAAACUCUCCUAAGCCAGGCUGGUGUGGCUAGAGGUGGCCGAGAUGGAGCUGGGGGCACAAGCUGAGAAGCAGGCAGACGGGAAGGCCUUGCCACACUGCCCGCUGCCCGGGGGUGGAGUGGGGUCUGAAGGAGGAGGGGCCGACUGGGCAGGAGAUUCUGCCAUUACAGAUCUGGGGGAGAUCUUAGGCGUGGAGACAGGGCAGCCCUGAAUGCCACACCCAGAACCGUCAGCCUCUUUCUCUGGGUCUCAGGUGGGGGCUGUUCCCUGGGGGGCAGGUGAGUUCUGCCUGGCCACGUGGAGUGUGGCACCAGCCCGUCCUCCUUGCUGGGGUCCCCUGGGCCACUCUGGGAGCCUGAGGAUGAGGCUGCAGGUGAAGAGGCCUGGGGCUUGCUGAGGCUGUGUGUCCGCCUCCUCCCUGACCCUUUAGGAAGUGCUCCCCUCCCAGCCAGACCAACAGAAAGGCCUAUCCUGGAGACCCUGUGAAGGAGGAGCAGUGGAAACCUGCCACCUUCCUGCCCUCAGGGACCAUGACCUUUCUCUGUCUCUUUUCCAGGGAGAGGUGCCGUGGCCCAUUUCCAGCCCCACUCCUUUCAGCCCCUGGGGUUUUCUUUGUCCCCUUUGAGGGUCCCCUAGGGCUGCUCUAAUGGAGAGGCUUCUCCAAGCUCUGAAGUAAAUAUUCUGGAGUUGUGAAAAGUCACAGGGUUGGGACUGGGACAGCUAGGCCCUGAGGCCACACCUUGCCGUUUCCCCAGUUCUCUCUAUCAGGUGGAGCCCGGGGUGGAUGAGAAGGUGCCCAUGUCCUCCCCUCCCUGACCCAGUCUGUCCAGUUCUCCCUUAACACCUGCUGGUGAAGAAUUUCUUGCCCAGAGUCGGGCCACUGAUGUCCUUGGGUGCAUGGUGAGUGCAGUGUGAGUGUGCGUGUGUGUGCGUGUGUGCACUUGUGUGUGAGCCAAGGGGCCACCCCUGGGGGCCUGGGAUAUGAGGAGGGGCACUGUGCGUGCUGGGUAGGCAGCAGGGGCUGGGGUCCAUGCAGCGAGGCUCCCUGCACAAGGCUCCGGCCUGGCUCUCCCGGCCUUUGCAGCAUCCGCUGCGUCUGCUGGACUUUAUGGAAGAACCUCCACUAGUCUGCCCCUUCACUGCACCCUGGAAUCUACAUCUUCCACGUCCUCUCUUCGGGGGAAAUAAUGAAACUCCAGCUACUCCCCUAAACCGCUUCUUCUUCUGUAGCACAGUUCUGGCCCUUAAGGUGUCGCGCUGUUCCAGGUCCCCCAUGUCCCGUCUCCCCACUGUCCCCUUCCCUGACCUCCCACCUCCUCCCUCUGGUCCCCGGCUCAGUUCAGUUCAGGGAAAUGUCCUUCACAUCCGCCCUCUGCUCUCUGAGCAGCAGCUUCUUUCACUCGGAGCUACUUGAAACUUCCUGCUCUCGCUAGGAUUUAAAUCUGUCUGUCUCUCCCCUCUGCCCCAGCUCAGACUUCUGGAAUGUCCUCUUGGGGGCGGCGGCUGUUUAGGAUGCUGGAGGAUUCUGGGGUGGGAGGGCAGGGAGGAAGGGGUGCCUCUCUCCUACUGUUCUCCUCUCCCAGGGGUGCGUAUGCUCUCUCCGUGUCUUCUGGUUGUGCACGUUUUUAUGACCUUGUAAAUAUGUUGUAGAAAGAAAGCAAAAGGCAUUGAACCAGACCCUGGUGGGACUCAGGGGUCCAGCCUUGCCCUCCCUGCCUCUGAAGCCCCCACACUGCUUUUCACCUCACUCUCUGAGAUAGAGAUCCCCAAAACUAGACAAAGCAGCUUGUGCCCAGGAAGCCGAAGGCCUCCAAGUGAGUUCCCAUCCAACAAGCUGCAGGUUUCCUCGUGGUCAGGGUUUCGGGGUGGCCUUCCUCAGCACCUUGGAUUUGUUCCCUGGAUUACACCGCCUACCACCUGGCCUUCCCAUGCUCCUCUCCUUGGGUGUCCUCUGUCUGUCCUGUCCCCACUCCCCUGGCUUAGGCAGGCAGCAGAACUAAGGCUGUGUUGAAAAGAGCUCAACCAAAAUGUUAAAAACAGUUUCUCGCCUGGCCCUGGAGUUGCCCAAAGCCUCCUUCUUACCCAUGGGUGCUGGGAGAAACGGGUGUGUCUAAGGUGGGGUAGGUUGGAGUUGGAGAGAACAAAUGUGCCUUGAGAGACAACUCAGAGAAGGUCCAAGAGUGAUGUGGGAGGAGGCGUGGCCAGGCGCUCAGGAAGGAGGGAGAGGCUGAUGAGACCCACGGGGCAUCAUGACUGCUCUCUAUUGUCCUGCUGGGUCUGUGAUGACAUGGGGUCACUCAUCAUCCUUCCUUCCUCGUGCCAGCCUGCCUGGUUUUAGUGGGCAGGCCACCCACUCAGCCUUUCAUGAGUUCCAUCUGCUUCCAAUUCACCUCUGAGUGGGUGGGUCCAUCGGGAUUCACAUGGGAACUGUCCAUUUCACCAAAGCCUCACCCUCGGCCCUUGGGGAGAAAGAAUGGCUAAUCUGGCAUCAUCGUGAGGCUGUGGGCUGGCAGGGGUCAAAGGGAAGAGCCACUGGGGGUGCAAAAGCAGACUCGAGACAUCCCAAGGAAGUCCCAAGCAGAGCAAACUGCUUUAUAGCCUGAAGCUACUUAAACUGUGUCAUGUGCAAUAACUGAGCUUAGAGUUAAGAAUUGUGUUCAAGUGCUUGGAUUUCCGUCUGUAUAUUUAAGUGCUGAAAUUGUAUCUCUCAGUAAUUUUAGAUGUCUUUUUAAAACUCGAAAAACAAAGUGUUAGACCGUGUGUGUGCAUUGAUGGGCACUCAAGCGUCCCGUGGAUCACCCCCCCCUCCCUUUAUCCUGUGCCCCACCCCCACCCCUCACGCUCCAGCCCCCACCUCCACUUGGGGACUCUGCCUCGUGUUGUCUUUAUCUGCCUAUUCCUCAGCCUAAGGAAACCAGUACACUCCACACAUGCAUAAAGGAAAUCAAAUGUUAUUUUUAAGAAAAUGGAAAAUAAAAACUUUAUAAACACCA